CCGGCAGGUUUUCAUUUGCAGAACAAGCAGUCCGUGAUUUCUCCGGGGUGCAAAGCCGGGAACAGCAAUACAACGACUUCCAGUGUGAUUACCUCCAAUCCACAGAUUCCAUGCUAAAAAAUUAAGCCGUUCAUCCCUCCCCGUCGGACCCCUUUUUUUUACGACGGACAAAGUUUAACUUCGUAAAGCACGCCCGUCGUCCGGAAUUCCACACUUCCACUAUAAAUCGACCUAGUCGAGAGAGAGCACGACAGAGAGAGAGAGAUGGGAAGGGGUGGUACGGAGAUGGAGGUGGGAGCGGACGGUGUCGUUGUCAUAACAAUUGUCAACCCUCCCGUUAAUGCCCUCUCCUUGGAUGUACUAGUCAGCCUAAAAGAGAACUAUGAAAAAGCUUUGAGAAGAGUUGAUGUGAAAGCGAUUGUCCUCACAGGUGCAGGAGGGAAGUUCUCAGGAGGUUUUGAUAUCAGUGCAUUUCAAGGGGGAAAGACAGAACAUGCAAAGGUUGAUUUCUCACCAAUUGAUUUUCUCACUGACACUUUAGAAGGUGCUAGAAAACCUUCAGUGGCUGCUGUUGAUGGCCUUGCUCUUGGUGGUGGACUUGAGGUUGCAAUGGCAUGUCAUGGUCGAAUUUCUACUUCUACCGCUCAACUGGGUUUGCCAGAACUUCGACUUGGAAUUAUUCCUGGCAUGGGAGGAACACAGCGUCUUCCACGCCUUGUCGGUCUUUCCAAAGCUCUUGAAUUGAUGCUGAUGUCCAAAUCAAUAAAUGGAGGGGAAGCUUAUGCAUUGGGCCUUGUGGAUGCCAUUGUUUCACCCGAUGAACUGGUCAAGACUGCUCGUUCUUGGGCUUUGGACAUUGUUGAAUCAAGAAGGCCAUGGAUUAAAAGUCUUUACAGAACCGACAAAUUAGAACCUCUUGGGAUGGCUAGAGAAAUUCUCAAUUUUGCAAGAGAUCAGGCUCAAAAGCAAGCUGCUAAACUCCAACAUCCUCUGAUUUGUAUUGAUGUUAUUGAAGAGGGUAUAGUUUCAGGACCCCUAGCUGGACUUUGGAAGGAACUGGACUCUUCUCGGAUGCUUCAAUCUUCUGAGACAAGCAAGAGCUUGGUGCACAUCUUCUUCGCACAACGUGCAACCUCAAAGGUUCCUCGCAUUACGGACAUAGGCUUGAAGCCCAGAGGAAUACAUAAAGUUGCCAUCAUUGGAGGAGGUUUAAUGGGUUCUGGAAUUGCAACUGCACUGAUACUGAGCAAUUUUUUGGUAAUCCUAAAAGAAGUAAAUGAGAACUUCUUACAGUCAGGGAUUGGCCGAGUUAAAGCCAAUUUGCAGGGUCAUGUCAAGAAAGGAAAAAUGACUCAAGAGGAAUGUGGGAAGGCCAUCUCUCUCCUCAUAGGUGUUCAUGACUACGAGCAUUUCAAAGAUGUGGACAUGGUCAUUGAGGCAGUAAUCGAGAAUGUGUCUUUAAAGCAGCAAAUAUUUGCUGAUCUUGAAAAAUACUGCUCUCCUCACUGCAUCCUUGCUAGUAAUACUUCAACAAUUGACUUAAAUUCAAUCGGAGAGAAGACUAUGUCGCAAGAUCGUAUUGUGGGUGCACAUUUUUUCAGUCCCGCCCAUGUCAUGCCACUUUUGGAAAUAGUUCGUACUCAAAAGACCUCUUCACAAGUUAUUGUGGACUUGCUAGGUGUUGCAAGGAAGAUUCAUAAAACCCCUAUUGUUGUUGGGAACUGUACUGGUUUUGCUGUGAAUCGGAUGUUUUUUCCUUACUCACAGGCAGCCGCUUUACUUGUUGAUCAUGGCCUAGAUGUGUAUCAGAUUGAUCAUGCAAUUACCAAAUUUGGAAUGCCAAUGGGGCCUUUCAGACUGGCUGAUCUGGUUGGUUUCGAGGUUGCUGUGGCUACUUGUACCCAAUACCUCCAAAGUUUCCCUGAGAGAUGCUACAGGUCAAUGUUAAUACCCAUUAUGCUUGAGGAUAAAAGGACAGGUGAAUCUUCCCGCAAGGGGUUCUAUGUAUAUGAUGGAAAACGGAAGGCUAGUCCAGAUCCUGAUAUAAAGAAGUACAUUGAGAAAUCAAGGAGCAUAUCUGGUGUUACCCAAAGCCCCAAGGUGAUAGAGUUAGCAGAUAAAGAUAUAAUAGAGAUAGUAUUCUUCCCUGUUGUAAAUGAGGCUUGUCGUGUCCUUGAUGAAGGAAUUGCUUCCAAGGCAUCAGAUCUUGAUAUCGCCUCCAUCAUGGGCAUGGGUUUUCCCUCAUACAGGGGUGGCACCAUGUUUUGGGCUACUGACUCUUUAGGGGCAAAUUAUGUAUAUUCUAGACUCGAGGAAUGGUCAAAGAUGUAUGGUGAUUUUUUCAAGCCUUGUGCAUAUCUGAAAGAAAGAGCCACAAGAGGCAUAUCUCUGAGCGCCCAGGCUAAUCAAGCCAAACCCCGAUUAUAGCACAGCAAUGCAGCAAUCUUUCAUCCUUCCAUCCAUAGAAUUGAUGGCAAGUUAUUUUUGAUGGUAUUCUAAGCUAAGUGAUUGAUGAACAACAUGGGCAUUGUAUUGUUUUCAUGCUAAUCUGAGGAAAGAACCCAUGUUUUUUUAUGAUGAUUCUUAGCAUAUGGUAGCUGCAGCAUGUCUUUUGCUCAUUUCUUAAUUGUUGUGAACUAUAUUUGGUAUGCCUACCAUCUUUUUACAAAAGACGAGCGGCUAUGUGAUAUGCCAUUAGAAACACAAAUAAAGGAGUGUGGAUUCAUCAAUAA
This is a messenger RNA of Elaeis guineensis (African oil palm), 2732 nucleotides long. NCBI's taxonomy places the organism in Eukaryota, Viridiplantae, Streptophyta, Magnoliopsida, Arecales, Arecaceae. The record is from RefSeq and is a predicted model, not a curated record.